Oncorhynchus kisutch (coho salmon) is the source of this 2563-nucleotide messenger RNA. Its product is annotated as E3 SUMO-protein ligase PIAS1. Gene Ontology annotation, molecular function: transcription coregulator activity; SUMO ligase activity; zinc ion binding. The transcript has 13 exons. The record is from RefSeq and is a predicted model, not a curated record. Gene Ontology annotation, biological process: protein sumoylation; regulation of transcription by RNA polymerase II. Bases 106 to 2067 code for a protein of 653 amino acids. NCBI's taxonomy places the organism in Eukaryota, Metazoa, Chordata, Actinopteri, Salmoniformes, Salmonidae. Gene Ontology annotation, cellular component: chromatin.
AAUUAUCAUUUUCGAAUCUGAGAGUAAAUAGAGAUGAAUGUAUUGAUAAACGUCACCUUGUCUUAAGAGAGAUUUACAUGGUUAUCAAAACGUCACGCCAGGCAAAUGGUGAUGAGCCUUCGUGUUUCAGAGCUACAAGUGUUACUAGGCUACGCAGGACGCAACAAACACGGCCGCAAACACCAACUGUUGACCAAAGCCCUGCACCUCCUUAAGGCCGGCUGCAGCCCCGCUGUCCAGAUGAAGGUGAAGGAGCUGUACAGACGCCGCUUCCCCGCCAAGAUGCUGUCUCCGGUGGAUCUGGCCCUACCCAGUGUCCACUCCACCUCCAGCCUGCCCGGAGGCCUCACCUCGCUGGGGUUCGACAGCCACGGAUCCCCCUCGCCUGGCUCUCUGCUGGUGCCCAAACAGGAGCUGGGCCUUCACCCCGUACACCCUGACGUGAAGCUCCAGAGGCUGCCCUUCUACGACAUGUUGGAUGAGCUCAUCAAACCCACCAGCCUGGCCUCAGACAACAGUCAGCGGUUUCAGGAGACGUGUUAUGCCUUUGCGUUGACGCCCCAGCAGGUCCAGCAGAUCAGCAGCUCCAUGGACAUCUCUGGGACCAAGUGUGACUUUGCGGUGCAGGUUCAGUUAAGGUUUUGUUUGUCAGAGACGAGCUGUGCCCAGGAAGACCAUUUCCCGUCCAACCUGUGUGUGAAAGUCAACAGCAAGCCCUGCAACCUCCCGAGCUACCUUCCUCCAACCAAAAACGGAGUGGAACCCAAACGGCCGAGUCGCCCCAUCAACAUCACGUCACUGGUCAGACUGUCCACCACAGUACCCAACACUAUCGUGGUGUCGUGGACCUCAGAGAUAGGCAGGAGUUUCUCCAUGGCAGUCUACCUGGCGAGACAGCAGACAUCCACAACCCUGCUACAGAGACUACGAGCCAAAGGCAUCCGCAACCCAGACCACUCCAGAGCUCUCAUCAAAGAGAAGUUAACAGCAGACCCUGACAGUGAGAUUGCGACCACCAGUCUACGAGUCUCUCUACUCUGUCCGCUGGGGAAGAUGCGUCUGAUGAUCCCGUGCAGAGCCUUGACGUGUUCCCACCUCCAGUGUUUCGACGCUACGCUUUACAUCCAGAUGAAUGAGAAGAAACCCACGUGGGUGUGUCCUGUCUGUGAUCAGAAGGCCCCCUACCAACACCUCAUCAUCGACGGGUUGUUCAUGGAGAUCCUGAACAGCUGUGAGGACUGUGAUGAGAUCCAGUUUAAAGAGGACGGGAACUGGUAUCCCAUGAGGUCGAAGAAGGAGGUCACAGAGGUAUCUGCUUCAUUCAACGGCGCUGAUGAGUCGUGUCGGACAGUAGAAUCGGAGCACCACAGGAACAGCUCAUCCCACAGCAGUACCAAUAAGUUGGUGGUGAUUGAUCUGACUCUGGACAGCUCUUCAGACGACGAUCUGGACGACGAGCCUCCUCUCAAGAGGGCCUGUCCCUCCUCCUCCUCCUUGUCCCCUGCCUCACCGCCUAUCAGCAAGGGCGUGUUGAACCUCCACAGCCAGGUAUCUCCGGUGGCAAGAGCUCCCAGCAUGCCUCCUGUUGAGACCAGCUAUAUCCCCCCUCCACCCCCCCUCAUACAGGACUACAGCCACUACUACCACACCCCUAAUGACCUGGACCUCAACUUCUUCUCAUUCCUCCAGGGAGACAACCAUCAGCAUUACAACAUGGUGAUGGCCGCAGCUGCGGCGGCCUCAGCCUCCGAUGACCACGACUUGCUCCUGAACCGCUUCCUGCCCUAUAGCUCCUCCCAGAUGUUCCUGGACCAAUCAGGGACCCCUGGCGGUGUGAGCAGUGCCCUGGCAGCAGCCAACGGGGGCAGCAACAGCGGUAGCAGCUCAGUCUUGGUGUCGUCAAGUAGUUUGAGAGAGAGGGAUCGGAUAGAGAAAGGGACAGCAGUCGAACGCAGCGGCGACAGUCAUAUAUGGCUCCAUACCAGACGUGAUCUCACUAGACUGAAGGGAAGGGGCUUAUGUCCGUACAGAACUGGGGGGAAAAAACAACUGGAGGAGAAAGAAUAGAAACCAGAGUUUUGUUUUGUAAAUAGAAAACUAAAGGGAAAGAAACAGUGCUAUGUACAGAGAGGAAAAAAAUAUCUAUUUUUAAAUGUUACCGUAAACAAAAUCCUGAUGAUGAGGGAGUAACUUUACUUGUUUAUUUUUUUUUCUUUUUUUCUUCUUCUGUGGGAUUACCGGAGGCUUUAAAAAACAACAGCCUCUUCACGUUUUCCUCGUUUUGAUUAUAUUAUAUAUGACCUUUUUUGUACUUCGUUAACACUGUUUUUAUUUCAACGUUUUCCCCCGUCAACGGCAUUAUUUCUGGUCUCAAAACGUGUGUUUUUACUGCCGCUUUUGGCGCCAAAAGAGAAUCUGUCCGUUUUUUUUCUGUUUUCGUCAUCACUGUGGAUUGUAUUUUCUGUCGAACAUUCUGUGGUCAAAUUCUAUUGUAUUUUUUAAUUAUUUUCAAGGCAUUAUUUAUGAUGCUUUUUAAGUUAUGUUAGAUCAAUGUGUGCUGUUU